Symbiodinium sp. CCMP2456 is the source of this 2517-nucleotide messenger RNA. The record is from the annotation of a GenBank genome assembly. Lineage: Eukaryota; Dinophyceae; Suessiales; Symbiodiniaceae.
AUGAGCAUGCCUGUCAGCACCUUGCGCCUUGACGUGCUCUCACACCUAUGUUCCGCGGCAGACGAGGGUAACCAUCAGGCAGCAUCACAACUGCUGCCAUUCGUGUGCCUUUGUUUUCAGCAACCGCCGGCCCUAGCCGCGUCAUUUAAAAGUGGCACGGGCCGGCCAGACUUUGCGCUGAUCAAUACGACGAUCUCAAAGCUAGCUUCCUUUCAUUCAUCCACGGGACCCGAAAGCAGCACCGCGCUCUCAGUAGCCACAGUUGCCGGUGAUAUCAUGGAGUCCAUUUCUGUGGGUCUUUGCUCAGCACACGCGGAGGAUGAGGACAGGGAGGAGAGAGAGGAUGCAGAGAUGGAACAGGCAAAAGAGUCUCAGGAGCACUGCGAGGAGGGUCAGCCGGAGCAGUGCAUUUGGUUGCUCAGCUUGCUCGCCGCUUCGUUGCCAUUGAUGGCAGACUCGCUGCCAGAGGACGAUCGCGGAAUGUGCGUGUUACCCCAUCAGCACAGCAUGGACCUGCAGAACGCUGAUGAUUUGUGCAUGCCGAUGCGACUCUGGAAUGGCCGACCUGCAUACGAUACGCAGAAGAUCUGUGAUCGGUGCAUGGAAGCCAUUCAGGAGCGCGAGUUCUACCACUGCUCAAGGGACUGCGACGUGGAUUUUUGCAGAAGCUGUCAUGCAGAACUCCAGGCAGUUCUGGAUAAGCACUUUACCGCACGAAGCUCGAGGAUACCUGUCACGCACUUGGUUGAGCGCAUGGCAUGGACGAUGCAUGCGGCUGAUGAGCUUGCUUCAAAGAUCUUGCAAAGAACAAGUCGAGAACGUACGCUGCUGGCUCGCCUGCUUGCUGAGGAGUGGCCCCUAGAGAUGUUUUCAAUGCUCGUUGCUGCCAUCGUUGACGUGUGCAAUGCGAAAGUGUUGUACAACUCAUCGAACGGAGCGAUUACAUCCUCUGUUCGACGUUCCUUCAUACACGAGCAAGAACCAUAUCAGCAGCACUCCCAGCCCAUGUACGAGGAUGAUUCAUUCUGGACAACAGUUGGUUUUCUCCAAUUCCUGUAUGCCAGCAACAUGCUUCGCAAGGACUCGCAUGUUGGCUGCGAAGGCGAACAACGUCCAGCGGUCAACGCGCUGAGCUUUGUACCAGAAGCGAUAAACCAGUGCAGGCCCGAGGUGGAAUGGGAAUACUGGAGCGCCCACGCGGCGACGGUGACACAUGCUCUUCCGAACAUACUGUCUGACGAUUUCUCAACAACGUCGCCCGAGUUUCGGUGCCUAGCCGCUCAUACCAACAUCCUGCCGAUAAACUUCCGGAGGAGCUGUGCAGUUCUAGAUGUACGUCACUGCAUCUGUUCUGGAAAUUCCUGGCCACAAUUGCUUCCACGACGGGUGACCAUCCGCCGUGAACCCGAGCUUCUCGUCGCCGAUCUAGAGGUUUUCCUAUCUGAAGCAGACGAAGCUCCAGAGCCAGGAACCAUGGAAUUCACAUGCGCUGAGCCAAGCGUUGCGGAGAUGGAGAGGGAUGCAGAGCCCGAAGUCGCGAGCCGACAGCCAGCUCGUGCGACUUCCCUUCAGCAACCGUUCCACGUCACAUUCCAGGGUGAAGAUGGGCAAGGCCCUGGAGUCAGGAAGGAGUUCUUCCACGUUGCCACGCGCGCGUUCCUCUCCCUGUUGUUCGACGAAGUCUGCAGCCGCCAGUACUGGUUUAGGAAGGUUGACAGACCAGCGGCCUUCUUUGCAUUUGGAGCAUUGCUGGGCCACGCCAUCGUGCAUGACGUGCUGAUGCCAACUGCGUUUCCUUGGACCCUCUUUGACUUGCUGUUGCUGGACCUGGGGGCGCCGAAUGCAAGCGGCCGCCUGAGCCUUUCCCACCUGGCGGCCGUGCUUCCAGAGGAAGCGCACAGUCUCCGGCAAAUUCUGGAGUACCAGGGCUCGGACCUUGAGCAGCACUUCGGAGAGCUUGGCUGGGAGAGGACGGGAAGGCUGAAAGGCCAAAGCCUUUCACAGGCCUCUAAGAGCGAUUUCGUGAAUGCUUACAUUGACUGGCGCCUCCGUGACGAUAUCGAGGCCCAGUUCAAGCCCUUCAGUCGUGGAUUCAAGCAGGUUGUUGGAGAUUCACACAUGCUUCGGCUGCUGGACGCCGAGCAGCUUGAGUGGAUUGUCUCCGGUGCUCAACGCCCCGUCGACAUGGCUGCAGUGCGAAGUCGUGCCGAUCACGAGGGCUGGACUUUGGAGGAAAUAACUGCCUACCUGGACCCAUUCUGGAAGUUUAUCGAGGGUUUGGCUGAGGAGGAGAAGAAGCGAUUCCUCGUUUUCGUGACUGCCUCUGACCGAAUGCCUGUGCGAGGAUGGUCAAGUCUGCGCCUCCUCGUCCAGAAGAAUGGUGCCGGGGACGACAGGCUGCCAACUGCGUAUACGUGUUUCUCACUUCUCCUGCUCCCUCUCUACAGCAGCGUGGAGGUGCUGAAAAAGAACAUGCUGCUGGCCAUCACGAACUCAGAGGGGUUUGGCUUGAAGUGA